Molecule: messenger RNA, 1430 nt
Organism: Vitis vinifera (wine grape)
Lineage: Eukaryota; Viridiplantae; Streptophyta; Magnoliopsida; Vitales; Vitaceae
Product: 1-aminocyclopropane-1-carboxylate oxidase 1
Exons: 3
Coding region: 327-1316 (329 amino acids)
Source: RefSeq, a predicted model, not a curated record
GAUGAAAUAUCUAUAGAGAAAGAGACUGUUCACAUGAUGGAUAUUACAAGGGGCGAAUUCUGCGAUCACUGCAAAGAAUGAACAGACAAAGCUUAGUUUACAAGAGAGAGCAAGACUAUAUGAUUGAUCAAAAGAUAAAAGGGGAAAAAAAUAGACUGAAUCACAUGGUGGGGGGUGAAUUGAAUUUGGACCCAUUCAUUAUCGUUGCUCUUUUCAAGGCAUCCAAACAAUGCUCCUUCCAAUAAGGUUGUGGUUAACCUGCAACUACCGUUUCUUCGAAUCUAACUGCCCUCCAAUUACAAUAUUAUAUUGAAUAGUAAUACUAUAUGGUGUCCGUGCCUAUAUAUUCUCAGCUAAUCUACCUGUUCUCAUCAUCCUGGGUCAGAAAGCAAGAAAUGGAGGUCCCUAUGAUAGACUUUGAUAAGCUUGAUGGUGAGAAAAGGGCUGAAACAAAGGCUCUUCUCCACCAAGCUUGCGAGAAAUGGGGGUUCUUUCAGAUCGACAACCAUGGAGUUGACAAGAAGUUGAUGGAGAAGGUGAAGCACUUAGUGAAUACACACUAUGAGGAAAUCAUGAAGAGGAGCUUUUAUGAGUCAGAGAUAGCUAAGGCCCUGGAGGAUAAAGAAACUGCAUCUAAUAUAGACUGGGAAAGCAGCUUUUUCCUUUGGCAUCGACCAACUUCUAACAUUGAUGAGUUUACAAACAUCUCAGAGGAUCUUCGCAAAACAAUGGAUGAGUACAUUGCUCAACUGUUCAAGCUGGCAGAGAAGCUUUCUGAGCUCAUGUGUGAGAAUCUUGGUUUGGAGAAGGGCUACAUAAGAGAAGCAUUUUCGGGAAAUGCAGGGCCUUCAGUAGGGACAAAAGUGGCAAAAUACCCUCAAUGUCCUCGACCUGAGCUUGUUAGGGGGCUCAGGGAGCACACUGAUGCUGGUGGAAUCAUUCUCUUGCUCCAAGAUGAUCAAGUUCCAGGCCUUGAAUUCUACAAAGAUGGAGAAUGGGUGGUAAUUCCACCUUCCAAGAACAACACCAUCUUUGUAAAUACAGGUGAUCAAAUAGAAGUCUUGAGUAAUGGAAGGUAUAAAAGUACUUUGCAUCGUGUCAUGGCAGACAAGAAUGGAAGCAGACUAUCCAUUGCUACCUUCUAUAACCCUUCCGGUGAUGCCAUCAUUUCACCAGCUCCCAAGCUCUUAUAUCCAGAUCACUUCCGUUUUCAAGAUUACCUGAAGCUUUAUGCCACAACAAAGUUCGCAGACAAGGGCCCCAGAUUUGAAUCAAUGAAGAACAUGGCAAUUGGGCAUCACAGUCUUCAUGCAUAGAAGAAGCUUUUAAAGAAAACUAUAUGUAUUUCCUAUUUACUAUUUUGUACCUUUUGUUCUAUUAGUGUUGUAUUUUCAAAUUCCAAGAGAAGAUAGUGGCUGUUGUUUCUUCCA